UCCCGCCCGGGCCGGUCCCGGGCGCCCCCUCCCUCCUUCCCCGCCGCGCCCCCGCCCCGCCGCCGGCAGCCGUGACCUUGCCAUCCCGCAGCCUUGGGGACAGCCCUGGGGACAGCCGCGCUGGAUCGGGGAGCCGCCGUGGGAUGUGAUAGCCGGCGGAUCGCACGGGAAUAUUUCUCCUGGGAAGGAGAGAGGCAGCCUCCUCCCGCGGUCGGGGGCCGUCAAGAAAAGCGGAUUUAAAGAGCAUCUUUGCCCCUUUGUUGGAUGAGAAGGACAGGGGAGGACCGGCAGGAUGAGCACUAGCACAGUUCCCUAUCAGCAAAACCCCUACACCCCUGGGAGCAGCUCCUCCGUGAUCCAGUGCUACCGCUGUGGGGACACCUGCAAGGGCGAGGUGGUGCGUGUCCAGAGCAAUCACUUCCACAUCCGCUGCUUCACCUGCCAAGUGUGCGGCUGCGACCUGGCACAGUCGGGCUUCUUCUUUAAGAACCAGGAGUACAUCUGCACCCACGACUACCAGCAGCUCUAUGGGACCCGCUGCGACAGCUGUGGGGACUUCAUCACUGGAGAGGUCAUCUCCGCCCUGGGGAGGACCUACCACCCCAAGUGCUUUGUCUGCAGCACCUGCAGGAAGCCCUUCCCCAUCGGAGACAAGGUCACAUUCAGCGGGAAGGACUGCGUCUGCCAAAACUGCUCCCACUCUCUCAUCAGCACCAAACCCAUCAAGAUCCACGGGCCGAGCCACUGUGCUGGCUGUAAGGAGGAGAUCAAGCAAGGCCAGUCCCUCCUGGCCCUGGAGAAGCAGUGGCACGUCAGCUGCUUCAAGUGCCAAACGUGUGGGAUCAUCCUCACUGGCGAGUACAUCAGCAAGGAUGGCAUCCCAUACUGUGAGUCUGACUACCAUGCCCAGUUCGGCAUCAAAUGCGAGACCUGUGACCGGUACAUCAGUGGCCGGGUCCUGGAGGCAGGAGGGAAGCACUACCACCCCACCUGUGCCAGAUGUGUCCGCUGCCACCAGAUGUUCACAGAAGGAGAGGAGAUGUACCUCACAGGCUCUGAAGUGUGGCACCCGAUCUGCAAGCAGGCGGCCAGAGCAGAGAAGAAGCUGAAGCACAGAAGGACGUCGGAAACCUCCAUCUCCCCUCCUGGUUCCAGCAUUGGCUCCCCAAACCGUGUCAUCUGCGCUAAAGUGGAUAAUGAGAUCCUUAAUUACAAAGACCUGGCAGCUCUUCCCAAGAUUAAAGCCAUCUACGAAGUGCAGCGUCCUGACCUCAUUUCCUACGAGCCCUAUCACAGAUACACGUCGGAUGAGACACUGGAGAGAUAUAGCUAUGGGGAGUCCCUGGGGACCCUCUCCCCAUACUCGCAGGACAUCUAUGAGAGCUUUGACACGCGGCAGAGGCGAGCCUCCAGCCCUGGCUACAUCGACUCCCCCACCUACAGCCGCCAGGGCAUGUCCCCCACCAUCCCCAGGUCCCCCCACCAUUUCUACCGCUCAGGCACCGAGAGUGGGCGCAGCUCCCCCUACUAUAGCCAGUUAGAUGUGAGGUCCUCCACUCCAACCUCAUACCAAGCACCCAAGCAUUUCCACAUCCCAGCUGCCGGCGAGAGUAACAUCUACCGGAAGCCCCCCAUCUACAAGCGCCAUGACAACCCCUCUGCAGCCACAAAAAGCAAAACCAGUGAAGACAUUGCGCAGUCAUCCAAGUACAGCCCUGCCUACUCUCCGGAUCCGUACUACCACUCCGAGUCAGAGUACUGGCCCUUCCAAGGCUCGCCCAAAGCACCCCGGGCCCGGAGGUUCUCGUCAGGUGGUGAGGAGGAUGGGUACGACCGGGGCAUGCACAAGAUCCAGAGUGGCAUUGGCAGGCUGAUCCUGAGGGAGGAGAUGAAGGCUCGGUCCAACUCCUAUGCAGACCCCUGGACACCCCCUCGCAGCUCGGCCAGCAGCAGAGAAGCCCUGCACACGACUGGCUAUGAGGGCUCCCUCAAUGGCUCUCCCAGAACCCACUACCUGGCCGACAGCGAUCCCCUCAUUUCUAAGUCGGCCUCCCUUCCUGCCUACAGGAGGAAUGGGCUGCACAGGCCUCCCAGCGCUGAGCUUUUCCACUACGACAGCACGAAUGCCGUCAACUGGGGGAUGCGAGAGUACAAGAUAUACCCCUAUGAGCUGCUCCUGGUGAAGACAAGGGGGAGGAACCAGCUGCCCAAAGAUGUGGACAGGACUCGGUUAGAGCGGCACCUUUCCCAGGAGGAAUUCUACCAGAUCUUCGGCAUGACCAUUGCUGAGUUCGACCGCCUGGCCCUGUGGAAGAGGAAUGAGCUGAAGAAGCAGGCCCGACUGUUUUAAAUGCAGUGCACUAUAAAUAUAUACAUACCUAUAAAUAUAUACAUAGAGAGAUCUCUAUAUUGCAGCUCUACAUGAUUCUCGGUGCUGUAUGGGGCAGAGGUGCCCUCUGCUCCCCUGAGAGUGAAUUGGAGUCUUGCAGAUCAUUUCAUGCUCUGUGUUUCCUUUACUUUUCCAACCUUGUUUCUGUAUCAAUCUGUGGGUUCUCCCCAGGGGCUAAAGCCACAUGGUUCCUGAAGCAC
This is a messenger RNA of Chiroxiphia lanceolata (lance-tailed manakin), 2589 nucleotides long. It is a transcript of the gene ABLIM3, whose product is annotated as actin binding LIM protein family member 3. Bases 293 to 2350 code for a protein of 685 amino acids. The record is from RefSeq and is a predicted model, not a curated record. NCBI's taxonomy places the organism in Eukaryota, Metazoa, Chordata, Aves, Passeriformes, Pipridae. Gene Ontology annotation, molecular function: actin filament binding. Gene Ontology annotation, biological process: lamellipodium assembly; cilium assembly; cytoskeleton organization. Gene Ontology annotation, cellular component: stress fiber; actin cytoskeleton. The transcript is spliced from 23 exons.